CCGGCCUGAGCGCGAUUUUCGUUGCAGGUCGACCAUAUUGUUAGACCCGUUCUCAGACCUUACCAAGGUCUCUGAGAGCGGUCACCUUCUCGAAACCAUACUGCCUCUUAGCAGGCAGACCCUCCAUUUGAAUGCCACCGGCAGCUUCGGACGAUUUGUUUCGCCAGCAGAGCCGGUCCCCAGGUGACACCAUUCCUCCCGAGGAUAAUACACGUCUGAACCCGGAGCAUGAACUUGGGGGCAAGAGCAAGAAGAAAGGAAAAAGCGGAUCAAAGGCCAAGGCUAAAGCGGCGAAAGCAGCGGCCAAGUCCUCACCGGGCGACCUAGAGGAACUCUCACCACCUCUGCUGGCAGAGCCGUCGUCUUGUCCAAAUCCUACAUUAGAGCCUCCGACUAGUCACAAUAUUGUGUCACCGGUUCUCGACGCCCUGGACUCUCUGGGAGAUUCCCCCGAAAAUGAUGUCACCUACCGGACGGAUACUUGGGCCAAGUCUAUCCCUUUCGGCAAAAGCCCACCUAAUGACGUGACAGAUGGUGAAUUUGCUAGCGGAUCACCGUUUGGAUUCCUCACAAGUCAUGAUAAAGGCGGGUUCAGCCAGCCUUCAUCGGCCUCGCCUUCCAGCAGGACAAGGCCUUUGAGUUAUGGACAUGGUUACUCUACUAGUAAUACGUCCAGGCAACCGUCUGCAGACCGGCACAAGAGCAACCCUGUCAGCAGCCCAUUCAACAACCAGAUACCCCUGCCCCAUUUACCGCAGGCCCACUUUUACGGCGCACCAGAUAUCGAGUUACCCGUGUCUUUUGCACAAAGUAGGCCGAUCAGUGACGGGGGCUACUCUUUUUGUGCCUUUGAUACAAUUCUGAGCCAGUGGUUCAAGGCGUCUAGGAUAGGGAGCAACGUCCUUCUUGUCGGUACAGACGGUGCUCUAGACAUUCUUGCCAUAGAAGAUCAGAAGACUCGUCUGGUGGGCAAGCUGACCGGUCUGAAUGGUCGGGUGAUCGAGGCCAAGUUGCUGACGAGUACCUCGGCGAAUGACCCGAACUCCGCAUCCAGACCCCAUAUUGCUGUCAUUACUCAUGGACCCUGUUCUGUACCUGAUGAUGAGGGCCACGCCUCCUCUACCGGGUCCGAAACAAACGAGAUCCCAGCUGGUCGACCGUCAAUCUCUGGUGGUCGUAUCAAUAAGGACGAAUUAAAAUAUUACCAAACGCGAGUCGAUGUCUAUUCUCUGAGAAAUGGAGAGCACAUUACAACGCUUCUGACGACACCGCCGGUCCAGUGCUUUGGGAAUAUUCCAGGGAUGCCGGUUUUGGCUCCGCCGCCUGUCGGCAACCUGAAGCUUUAUGCUAGCGGCAGUUACGUUGUUGUGGCAUCCGGGUCGAGUGGAGAAGUCUACACCUACGGCAUAGGCAAGUAUCAGUGUCUCGGCAAGAUUUGGACGAGCAUCCAGUCAAAGGAAUCUCGACGAUACUCGACCUCGUCUAGCUCCACUGAUCCGGAUGGUUCGCAGCCCGACUCACCUCAUGGACCUCCCAACCAUGACAACCCGAUCAUAUCUCUCAGAGGAAGGUGGUUGGCUACGGUCCCCCCACCGACCACUUACAGAGCAUCCCUUCGUGCAACGGUUCCUGCAUCUCUCCUACAGGGAAAGACUAUUGGGCUUGAGACUCGUAGCCCGCCGUCCCGACCAGUACUAACAUGCGCUACUGACGUCGGCGAGGGUGAGAGUUUCUUUGGCAAAGUCGCCCGAGGCGUGACACAGGAGCUUAUGCGUGGUGCUCGCUGGAUGGGUGAUCAGGGACUGCAGGCUUGGAACAAUUACUGGAACAAAGAACAGGCACAAAGCGUUUCAUCACGUCGAUCUCCCAACCUGAUGGAUUUCUCACCGCAGGGCUACAACAUCUUUCCCCCCACGCACUCUCAGGAAACCCAGACCGCAUCCCCUGCUGAGCCGGAUCUAGUUUCAGUGACGGACUUACAGAGACUAGAAGAGGGCACUGAGACAAAGAACGCUUUAUUCGGUUCCAUGACCACAUUUCAAGUGCCCAAUGGCUGUAGCUUUCUUUCUUUCUCUCCCAAUGGCUUGAUGUUGCUUACCGUGAGUAAGAAAGGAGACGUCCAGUAUGUUUGGGAUCUUCUGCAGGCGAAGUAUUGCCGGGCAGGGGCUUUACUCUCCGACGACCCCACAUCUGCGCAACCGAGCGUGCGGCAGGUCGCGAGGUUUUCGCGGUUGACAGCAUCCCGCAUUAUAGACGUGGUAUGGUGUCCUCCGUCUGGCGACAAACUUGCAAUCAUCACCGGUAAGCCCACGGUGCAUGUGUUUGACCUGCCACGAUCCGCUUUCCAGUGGCCCCCUUUCCGUCGAGCUAGACCACAGCCUACCAAGGCCCCUACCAAUGAUCUUCCAGCCGAGGAGCUGUCUGACCGGGCGGCCGCCGCAAAUCCCCUGUCAGCAGCCUUCAAAAUGGUUGGAGGUAAGACACAGCCCAUUCUUGCCGCAGUGAGGGGUCGUGCACCUUCGACUGGUGCGGCCUUCAACUCGAUGGGUGGAUUCACGAUUCCUUCCACUGCUGGUGUUAGUGGCAAGGCCGUUGCCGCUGGUCUGAGCAAAUCAAUGGGAGCCGCCGCGACCGGCACGGUUAAAACAGUCAAUACAUUUCGACAUGGCGGCGAGCAUCGCCUGCAUCUGUCCGGGCUCUCCCGUGACCCAGUUGCAUCCCGUGUAACCUGGGUAAUCAGCAAGGGCAUGCCCUUCCUGGGGCUUUUAGAUGGGGGGUUCUUCCGCCUAUAUCGAAUCAAGCGCUCGAUGUCCGCCAAUCGGAAUCGGCAGCUGCAGUCAGCCAUUGGAGAAAAGGCAUUGGAAUUUCGACUACCUCCAAUUCUGCAGACACCUUGCGGCCCUCUGACCGUUGGGACUCUUGGCGCAGAAACCAAUGUCUGGGCUACUCUGGCUUUGCCCUCUUCCACUGCCCGUCCCCCUGCGUCAUCGAAGCUCAAGUCUCAGCCCCUCUCGCAGGCGGAAAUUGAGACCAACACGCCAUAUCAGCCUUUCCACACUGAUCAGAGGGUAAACCUCUUUGUUUAUUCCGAAAUGAAUGACGCUGAGACAUCGGUCCCGACUGGUCAGUGGGUCUUUGGAGGCUCUUUGCCGACGUCCAAGCUCCACGUCCGUCCUUUCAGCUCCCACAGUGAAGACGACGAGGACGACUUGAUGCAAGAGAACCACCAGGGCUUCGGUGAGGAAAUGGAGAAUCUGAUCAGCCUCGGGAACAGUACCGGAAACGUCGAAGAAGUGGUAAUCACAACCCGUCGGAAGAAGAAAUCCACUUCAGCAUUGGCCUCGGGCAAUGGAGUUGACGAUGGAUUUUUUGAGGAUGACUGUGAAGUCCUGGAUUUUGCGCGAGACCGGGUCUGACAUCAACAGUGGCCGAACAUGAUGUUUUGGAGUGGCAUCUUCAUGAUUGGACUAAUCUACAAUUAUCUGGACAUUACAUUGGAAUGGGCGUUGGCGUGCCUGGGAUUUUGUUUUCCACUCUUCUCCGCUUUUACUAAUGCCCAUUGCAUAUUACCCUAGAGCAUUAUCGUCCACGCCUGCACCAGAGUCAACGAUCUUUUCCUGGCGCGGGGGUAGUGAACAACUUGGAUGGCAGGACCGUUGACCAAAGUCCGGAGCUGGAUUCAAUCAUUGCAUCCAUAUGAACGUUUGCUGCUCUUAUACCGGCGCCCUGUCUGCUCCUCUCGCGAGGUGACAUUGCAUUCUGAACUGUGUUUCAUACUCAAUACUGUACUUCAAAUCAGAUAGAUAAGGAUUUUGUUCGGGCACUGACUCUUGUAUACGUGUUGCCAGCGGG
Molecule: messenger RNA, 3852 nt
Organism: Aspergillus aculeatus ATCC 16872
Lineage: Eukaryota; Fungi; Ascomycota; Eurotiomycetes; Eurotiales; Aspergillaceae
Exons: 2
Coding region: 132-3416 (1094 amino acids)
Biological process (GO): response to starvation; autophagy
Cellular component (GO): cytoplasm
Molecular function (GO): protein binding
Source: RefSeq, a predicted model, not a curated record